AUGACACGAAACCAACCACCAACACCUAGAACAAACUUGCCCGCCGCCGGAGCCACAAUGAUCGCCUUGUCCUUUUGGUUGGCGUGCUUGGCGGCAGCUCUACAGCCAACGUCGGCUGCCGACGCCGGAAGGGGCGGGAUCUUGCAUACCCCUUCUGCCGCCGAGCUGCAUCAGGCUCGUUGCCCUUCCAGAUGCGGGGAUGUAGACAUUCACUAUCCGUUCGGGAUAGGGCCGGGCUGCUUCCGGCAAGGCUUCGAGCUCACCUGCGACAACACCACUAGUUCUUCGAGGCUCUUUCUAGACAACAGUACCACUGAGGUCCUUGAGUUGUCUCCCGGAGAAAAUUUGCUUGGAGUCUCUCCUAUCCACUUCAACGUCACCAUGAAACCAGGUAUGAACGACACCUAUAACAUGUCAUGGGAGGCCCCUGUUAAAGGUCUUAUGGCCUAUAAAGAAACAGGCUUGUUCGUUGUUGGCUGUGGUGUGGGUGUCUACUUGUUCGGCCAUGAUACCAACAAGCCCAUAGGUUCUUGCACGAGUAUUUGCCUAGACAACAAAGAGGCCAUGAGGGAGGCAAAUGCAAAUCAGUACUCUGGCGAUGUUGGGAUGGGAUACUGUUCCAUCCGUAUGCAGCAGGAAGUGCGAGCCUUUGGGUUCAUAGUUGGCCGCCUUAAUGGUGGCCUCUCAGCUCUAUCAAGUCAAGGUCAGGGGCUCUCUAAUAGUAGUAUCAAAGUUUUCUUGGCGGAAAAUUACAAUUUUCAUACGGUUGACAUCUAUUCAAGUAUGAUAGACGAACAGAAUGUUGACGGGCCAUAUUUUAGAAUGGCCAUCACGGAUCAACCAAACUGUGAAAGUGCCCAGAAGAACAAGUCAAGCUAUGCUUGUAGCGAUAACAGUGAUUGCCAGGAUCAGACAUCUGGAGGCUACUCCUGUCGCUGCCGCAGUUACGCAGAUGACGAGAAUCCGUACAUUAUGGACGGCUGUCAAGGUCAGGAAUUUACUCAUUACUUAGGAUUAUACAUAAAAAUAUUCAACUCGCAUGUCAUGAAUAUUGGAUUCAAAUAUGCAUGAUUGAAUAUUAUGGGAAUUUUUGCACCAAUGAUAUUAAUAUAACUUUGCUUCUCUGUUUAACACUCGGUGUCAUUUUUUAUUGGGAAAAAAUCAUUAUGCAUCCUAGGUAAAAUAUAUAGCUACUAGUGCUAAGAAAAGGCACUAAUUGUAUUCUCGCCCAAGACUCAAAAUUGCUUGUCAUAGAAGUUUGAAAAUCAGCACGCACCUUUUUGUAGAAUAUUUGACACAUUUGGAUGCUAUAAUAAAAGCAUAUCUC
Messenger RNA from Triticum aestivum (bread wheat), 1327 nucleotides. RefSeq names its product wall-associated receptor kinase 4. Bases 1 to 1071 code for a protein of 356 amino acids. The transcript has a single exon. Lineage: Eukaryota; Viridiplantae; Streptophyta; Magnoliopsida; Poales; Poaceae. Gene Ontology annotation, molecular function: polysaccharide binding. The record is from RefSeq and is a predicted model, not a curated record.